CGAUGGAGCCACAAUCUAAAAAUUAAAUUAAUUUACCACUUUGUAAAUACGUAAGACUAGGCAGUAUGGUCGUAAGACUAUAGCCUGUCCUCUAAGGACGAAGGAAAAAAAAAAUUACCACUUUGUUGUUUGUCAACGUCAAAUUGUGCAGGCCAGGCAUUACCUACAUCAAAACAUAAAAAAUACUAACUUUAAGUUUGUCAUUGUUACUUAUUCUAUUUAUUAGUUUCAAUAUUUUUUUUGAAACAUUAAAUUAAUACUAUCAUCUUUUUUAUUUGCGUUAUAAUUGAAAUCAUAAGCAUAAGAAUAGACCCCUAACGGUGACCUCGUGUGCUAUUAUGGUGAUUUAAAUUAUUGGCGAUUAAAAUUGAAUAUGUUGCCGUCAACGAAUUUGCGCAAGAAACCGAAGAGUCCUGGAAUAGACUUUGGUGUUAAUAUCAAGACUUCUAUAACUUGCACUGAUGUCCCAGAAGGGUUGUUUGAUCCAAAUACAGCCAAGAGGCAUUUCAGUAAGUUUGGUAAAGUGCAGAGAAUUAGACUUUACCUAAAGAGGCAAAUGUGCCUUGUGGAGUAUGAACACAUAAUGGCCGCAGAGAAAGCUGUGCUGAAUGCUGGAGCUUUUGAUGGCUUUAUGUUUGAUGUCACUCGCACAAAACCUAGAGUGAGACGUAAAAGCAAAAAAGAAGAUGAUCCCGACUGGGUGCCAGAUUCUGAUGUUGAAGAAGAAUUAUCAGCUAUGGGUGGAGUACCAACAUACAGAACAACACGGAAUAAAUCUAUGGAAGUAGAGUCAGAAAUAAGUAAACCAAAGACAACAAUAAAGUUGUCAAAGAAAUUGCCAAUUAAAAAGAAACAACCUGUGACAAUGAGAAUAAGGGAGCCACCACCAACCAAACCACAAAUCACAAGUGGUAUUGAAUCACCAAUACCUGUGACAAAUACACAGACCAGUAUGAGUUUAUUUGAGGCAGCAUCCGAGUUGCAUCAGCUUCGAUCUAGGAUUUCUUUGACACCUGAUGAACAAUGGCGAACUUUGGAUGCAAGGGACAGGAUACUCCGGGCAUGGGGUGGAGCUGGUGCGCGUGUAAAAGUUGGCGGUGCUACUAUAGGGACAUGCACAGAUAUGUGUCCUGAAAAAGAACGGUUACACAGACAAGCUGAGCAUCAAGUUAUGACAUUAGAGACGGAGCCCAGUUGCGAGGGUCAGCUGGAACCGCUACGCGCUGUGAAACAAUACAGCCGAAGCUCUGCAGAUCAGGAGAUACCAAUGUGUUACGAGCUAAGACCGGCGUCGGUGCUCAUGCGCACUUGUUCUUAUCUACUUCACGAGAUUGCUGAUACUACGCGACAGAUAUCAUUAGCAGACUGGUUUCAUUUCAUGUGGGAUCGGUUCCGUAGUAUCCGCAAAGAUAUCACACAACAAGCUCUCUGUUGUGCAGAAUCUAUCCGUCUGGUGGAGAUAUGCGCACGAUUUCACGCGCACUGCGCGGCUCGUCUGGCCGACCUUGAACAUACGCAAUUUGAUCAGAAAUUAAACACAGACAACCUCACCAAAUGUUUGCAAACAUUAAAGCACAUGUACUCUGAUGUGAGCUCUGAAGAGAAACCACAGGAAGCUGAAUUUAGAGGAUAUAUUGCUUUGCUAAAUCUCGGCGACUCUAACUUUUGGUGGGAAAUUAAACAAUUACCACUGGAUAUACAGAAGUCAGAACCUAUUACUUUCGCCAUACAAAUAUUUAACGCUCUAGAUAAUAAUAACUAUGUGAGAUUCUUUCGACUUAUCAAAGAAAAGGCCACUUAUCUUCAAGCAUGUAUAUUGUUGCGAUACUUUAAUGACGUCCGUGCACGUGCGUUAGCGAGAAUCGUGAAAGCUUAUGCGCCGAGAGGCGGCUCGCGAUUUCCCGCAGACGACUUGAUGAACGCUUUGGCUUUCGAAUCGCUUGACAGUAUGAAGUCUUUUAUUAGUCAUUACGGUCUUAGAUUUACAAGAACCGAUGAUACAGAUAUAUCUGUUAUACUCGAUAGAAACCAGUUUAUAGAAGAUAGUGAUCCAUAUCCACUGGCUAGAUCGAUCCAACUUAUUGAAUCCAAAAGAACGACUAAAGUUUGCGAUGUAAUAUCUGGUGGCCAAUUACCUCCAGCAGAUUAUGAAAACCAUGCCCUUUACACUAGUUUUGGAAAAGACGGAAAACUGAAAGAAAGUGCAUUAUUUGCGGAAGAACAAGGUUAUAGCACUACAAAUGACAGCAAUAAGGAUAUACAAAUAUUGAAAGGUGAAGUGAAGAAGUUGUCUCAAGGUGGUAAGAAUUUUUCUAAUACGGAAAAAUAUAUAGAAAGGGGAGUAAGCUUGUUCGGAAAACCCGAUAUAAAUCGUACAGUUCCAAAACCUGUAAAUACUUUUGUUACUCCUGUGACAAAUAGUAGUGUACCCAAAGCGUUUUCAUUCAAACCUGCUAUUACUGUAGCGCCAAUAGAUGUUAUAAAAAAUUCACCAGAAAAAAUAUUUGAUGCAAAUAAGAGUCAAUUUUCAUUCUCGAAACCUCAAGAUACUGUGAGUACUGAUAUUAUCUCUUGUAGAGAGGCACAAAGCGCAACUAAUGUUUCCACAGAAAAAAGACUAUUUGAAUCCAAAGCAGAUACAAAGAAUGUUUUUGGCAGAUUAGGUAGCAAAAAUGAAUUAUUCCCAAGUUCCAAUAACAUAUUUGCCAUCAAAAACACAGAUCAUAAUAUAUUUAAAAAACCAGAGAAGCCAGAUAACAUAUUUCGGCAUUCUAAUUUAAAACCUGCAGGAGAGACACCUAGUAGUAUAUUUGGUAAAGGUGGGAAUAACCAACAAGGUGAAGAUAUUACGAAUAAAAAUAUAUUUGGUGCUAAAAGUAAUUUCUCCGUUAAUAAAGAUAAUUUGUUUGCUAAACCAGACAAUAAUAUUGAAUUUGAUAAUGUUAAAGGUGGAAAUAUAUUUGCAAAGCAGACAAUGCAAGAAAUACAGCAACCAUCUAGUAUUUUUAAGUCUGUUACAAAAAUAGAAAAUAAUCCGUUUAUGAAACCAGCGACUUCAGAGCCUGGAUCAAUUCUUGCCUUGAAUGGAAAAGAUGGAAAUAGCAAAUUAUCGCCAGGAAGUUUGUUCAAAAAUGCAAGUACUAUGUUGCCGACCAAUGAACCUAAUAACCAGAAUUAUAAUAUCUUUCAAAGUAAAAAUAAAGCUCAGUCAGUUGCGGAUAAUAUAUUAAAUUCAGUUAGCACUGUCAAUAAUGAUAGAGUUUACGAUUUCGAUCAAAAUGAAGAAGAUAAUAAACAAGAAGAACUGCGAUGUCUCAAUGAAGAACGUAAAAGAGAGCAAGAAAGAAAAUUGCAACAAAAAAUAAAAGAAGAGGAAGAAAGAAAAUUAAAAAAACUUCAAUUACUUGAAGAAGAAAGGCGACUGGAAGAAGCCCGUAGAAAGGAAGAGGAAUUUAAGCAACUUGAAGAAAAACGUAAAAGGGAAGAAGCACGGAAACAAGAAGAGCUCAAAAAGAAAUUAGAAGAAGAAAUAGAAGCUGAAAUUAAACGAAAAGAGGAGGAAGCGAAAAGAUUUAGAAAAGUUGUAGAGAAAAACUCAAAUGAAUUUAUUAAUGAUUUAAUUCAAGAAGUGACAACUGAAGAAGUUGGCGAAAUCACAAAGAAUGAAAAGGAAAAAUUGGAACAAACCGUUAAAUAUGCGGGCCUUGUGACUGAAGAAAUACUGACUGAAUUGUGUGAUGAAAUAUGUAAUUCGGAAGUUAAGGCUGAGAAAUUAUGGUCCGACAAAACAAUGCGCAAAUGGUUUAAUGUAUGGAAGAAACAUUACUUAAGAAAUUACAAAAGACGUUGCCUAUUAGAUGAUACUCCAUUGUGGCUUUGUGAAAAAACACCGGUCGACGAAGCUACACAAUUACGGCGGUCUAUUGAAAACGCUACAUUAAAAAAUAUGAAUGCUGUGCACAGGGGUUAUAAAUUUGUUGGUGAGCUAAAACUUAUACCACCACCCGAGCCAUACAAUAUUAUGGAAUUAAUUCGAUCACCAUUGUUAAAACGUAUGAAACAAAUCAGUUACCCAUACGACAAAUGUUUCUUUUGGAAAGUUACUUUAGUAUCACCAGGGCAUAUGAAAUGGUUACAUAGAAAGAUUGAAAUCGAAAAAUGGUUGCAUCAUGCUUUUAAUGAUAAGGAAAAGCAUGAAUCACAAAGUUUAAUACAAGUUAAUAAAGUGUCCUGGAAUCAUCUAAUGGAUUUUGCUAUAUCAGUCAGCCUAACAUGUACAGAUAGACAAAAUAGUUGUCAGGAGGCCAUUGAAGGUACCAACGCGAUUCUUUUUUAUGCUUCUGAAAAUGAAGGAAACUUGUUUAAGAGAAUAGAAGAUAUAUUGAAAGAAAAAUAUCCUUACCAGCUGGUUCCUAUUGCUGUCAUAAUGGGUAUAUCUAAAGAUUUGUCGCUCUAUAAUAAUGUGCAUAAUCUAUUGACAAAUUAUGUGCGAAAUAAUGUAAUAUCUGCAUUUCAUAUAUUUACUAUAGAAUCUGAUAAUGUCAGUCAAGCAUUAAAUUCUUCCACAAAAAGUGCAUUGAAAUGGCUAGCGAAAAAAUGUCCUCAAAACCCACCACUAGAAAUAGAUUUACUUAAGUCUGUAUGCCAAAGGUAUCUUGGUAAUGAGAUAUGGUGCAAGUUAAAAGUAGAUAGAGAUAAUAGAAUGGUAAAUAUUCUUAAAGACUUGACAAAAUUGAUUAAAUGCUACAAUAUAGCAGUCGAAAAAUUAACCGAUAUAAUAACAAAUGAAAAUCAUUUUAAUUACCCUUCAUUCCCCCUUGAAUUUAAAAAGUAUUUAGAUACUACAUCACUUUACCCUAAACCAUAUGAGUUUAUACCAAGUAAUGUGAAGAAUUCAGAAAAUACUGAGGCAAUAAGAGAUUUCAUGAAACGGUUGUUACUACCUAUUCCAUCAAAUACAUUCUGUCCGAGUAGUGUUGUCAACAUGCAGCAACAAAUACGAGAAUAUUGCUAUCAAUUAGGUUGGUUCGAGAAUCUAGAUGAAGUGGUUUGCAAAGUAAUAACUGUGCUGCCAAACCAACUUGUAGAUGUAAGUUCUACUUGCGAAAAUUUCAUGAAAUUCUUUUCACAUUACGAUCUAAUAGAUAUACUAAAUGUCAUAGUAUAUGAAAAGAUUAACAGACUUGGCAACUUUGAUAAUAGAUUUGCAAUUUAUGAAAAAACAAUAUUGAAUGAAUAUUGUAAUGCCAAUUGGUUGUAUGAAAUAAAUAUUAUGAAUGAAAUAAAACACAAAGCUUUAGAAUAUGAAGAUGAUGUCGAUAGUUUUAUUGAAGCAAAACGUCGUAAAAUCGCAAUGGAUUCUUUAGAAUACCUCAUGCUUGAAGAUAAGGAUAGAACUUUAGCAGAAGAAAAAAUAAAGUCGACGGACGAAAGUAUAUGUCAAUAUAAUGAUUGCACAGAAGCUGUGAGACAGCUCGAGAUGCAACUUGAGGAAGGAAAAAAGAAAUCUAUAGAGUUUGAAAACUUCUUGAAAGCGGCUCUUUCUAAUUUCUAAUUUUGCAUGAAUUAAGAAAUGAAAUACAAUUGCGUGUAGUAAAAGAGA
This is a messenger RNA of Manduca sexta (tobacco hornworm), 5602 nucleotides long. RefSeq names its product protein xmas-2 (gene xmas). NCBI's taxonomy places the organism in Eukaryota, Metazoa, Arthropoda, Insecta, Lepidoptera, Sphingidae. Gene Ontology annotation, biological process: mRNA export from nucleus. The transcript is spliced from 10 exons. The coding region runs from base 374 to 5554 and encodes 1726 amino acids. The record is from RefSeq and is a predicted model, not a curated record. Gene Ontology annotation, cellular component: cytoplasm; nucleus; transcription export complex 2. Gene Ontology annotation, molecular function: RNA binding.